This is a messenger RNA of Xenopus tropicalis (tropical clawed frog), 4551 nucleotides long. It is a transcript of the gene e2f6, whose product is annotated as E2F transcription factor 6. The coding region runs from base 139 to 912 and encodes 257 amino acids. Gene Ontology annotation, molecular function: protein dimerization activity; RNA polymerase II cis-regulatory region sequence-specific DNA binding. The transcript has 7 exons. Gene Ontology annotation, cellular component: transcription regulator complex; nucleus. Gene Ontology annotation, biological process: regulation of transcription by RNA polymerase II; regulation of DNA-templated transcription. The record is from RefSeq and is a predicted model, not a curated record. Lineage: Eukaryota; Metazoa; Chordata; Amphibia; Anura; Pipidae.
AUUGCGCGACGCAGAACCCUCGCCCACAAGCGCUGAUAGGCUGACUCGCCGUGACGACAUGAUUGCGCGCCGCAGAGCAUGUCAGGUGACUGUCCCACGGUUCUGCGUGUGUGAGAAUUCCCGCGGGUUCCUGGUAACAUGUCUUCCCCGUCGCCGGAGCUUUUCAGCCCACUUCCCGCGGCCACAACGAGUGACUUGGUUGAAGCAGAGGAAGUAGUGAAGAUGAAAACAGAAAUUCAGCAUGAAGAAAUUAAGAUACCGACUAAAAAGUCGCUGAAAUUGCCGAGGCCUCGCUUUGACGUCUCAUUGUUCUACCUGACUCGGAAGUUUGUGGACAUAAUCAAAGCUGCUCCGGAGGGUGUUGUGGAUCUAAAUGAUGUUGCUAAUACGUUGGGGGUGCGGAAAAGGAGAGUAUAUGACAUUACCAAUGUACUUGAUGGGAUCAACCUAAUUCAGAAGAGGUCAAAAAAUCAUGUCCAGUGGAUGGGUUCUGACCUGAAUCACUCUGGAACAAAGAUCCCAGAAGAACAGAAAUUGCGUAAUGACAUCAGUGAUCUCACAGCUAUGGAGGAGGCCCUGGAUGAUUUAAUCAAGGACUGUGCUCAUCAAUUGUUCAAACUAACAGAGGACCGUGCCAACAGGAAGAUGGCAUAUGUAACUUAUCAGGAUAUACAUAGCAUUGAGGAAUAUCAUGAGCAGAUAGUGAUUGCAGUGAAAUCACCCGAAGAAACAAAACUGGAAGUGCCAGCUCCCAAAGAGGAUUGCAUAGAGAUCCAUAUAAAAAGCACAAAGGGUCCCAUUGAUGUGUACUUGUGUGAAGUGGAACAGGAGACUACCAAUAAGAAGUCAUUUGAACGGUUGUCCAAGACUCUAAAGUUAGAACCAGAGCCGAUUCCGAUUGAUGACGACUGAAGUUCCAGCAUUUUGUGUUUACCAGACAAUCUGACUUUUCAAUGCAGAUGCAUUUUGCACAGACACUUUAGUUUCCUGUUUCAUGUUCUUUCCCAUUUAAUGAGAAUCGUUGUGGCAUUCUGGAAUUAGUGCCAUCCUAACCUCAGUCCCUGCAGACUAAGUUAAAUCCAAGAUCCAUUGAUCAAGGGAACAGAAUUACCUUAUGGAUUUGGGAAGAAAACGCAUACACAGCCUGGAAAGAGAAGCAGAACCGUUGAGCAGCACUUGCAACAUGCAACAACUGUAUGCAGGGGUUGUGAAUCAUUGUUAGAGGGCCAUGGUUUGUUCAACUUGUCUUACUGGUGUGUUAAGUUAUUAUGCUGAAUUGUUUCUCUUGAUCCUCCCCUUUCUGUUACAGAGAUCUGUUUAAGGCACCUAGUGAGUUUUGACUAAUGCCGUCACUGAUGUUAUAAAAUCAGGAGUGCAGAGUUGGGUGCCAAACAGGCCAAAACUCUCUUGGCACUUCAGAUUCAAUCACAUUAGCAGAAGUGAAAGACUGAGAGAGGGGUUGAUGGCUGUUGUUUUUUGCCAGAGGGCAGCAGCAGUCAAGGGAAAGGCCAAAUGGUUAGUGUAGGAUAUGAGUUAAUGUUGCUAAUCUGUAUCUGUACAGGAAGCAAAGAUCAUAACUGACCUCAGACAUAAAAAGGGGCUAUCGGGUAAGAUUUAUCAUUUAUACAUUUUCUACGCUUAAGUAUUUUGUUAGGGAGAUGCCCUGCUGAAGUCAGACAGUAGCAGCAGUUGUAUGGCAUCAGCCUGGCUUCUGUAGGGGCCCUAAAGACUGUUACCCUAGGUAGACUUGGUCUAUAGUUAUGAUGGGAUAAUACUUUGUUUAAAUCAUUUUAUUCCCUACUUGGUAAAGCUGCUCAUAUUUAGCCUCUAAUUUGUAUCUGUUUCUUACUAGCCGAUAAUGCAGUUGCUAUCGAGUAAGGAUCUUCUGAGUAGGCUCCACUGAACCUCACAGGUCCUGCAGAUACAUUAGAAAUGCUUACAAACUCUUUUACCUCAAUGUAGUUAUGAAAUAUACAAGUUUAUUUUGCAGAUUGAUAUGAAGUGGAUCUGUAGUAAAAAGAAUUCUAUAUAAACCAAUAGAAUUCCAUCUUAACUGAUGAUUAAUGCAGUUUUUAGACUUGUAAGUAUAAUACCUUGAAGGAGAACUAAAGUUUAAGUGUCAAACUGAUAGUCACCUUUAAGAAAUUAUAGUACCUUACCUGAUACUCUGGGUUAGUGCUUCCAUUUGCUAAAAACUGCACUGGCCUGAGGUAUUACUGUAGAAGAUCCUCUUUGGGGUUCCUCCGUGGUCUUUUUGUUCCAGACUGGGCAAUCGCAUGCGCAGUAGAUCAAAAGCUGAACUUAGAACCGUAAACCUGUUUUGUUAUUGGCUGCCUGCCCCCAGAGAAAAGAUGACAGAAGAGGAUGCAAGAUUGUGCCAGUAAGCCUCUACAGAAAUACCCAUGGUUAGUGUAGUCUGGGGGAAUCCGGUAAGUGAUUACAAUGGGGGGGAAUUUAAACUUUAGUUCUCCUUUAAUGCAGCCCUGUUCAGCUAACAAAUCGGAGGGAAGUUGCAGUUCAGCAUCAUUCGCAGACUGCAGGAUCCCCAUUCUCUAUCCCAUACCCGCUCAGCAUGAACAAGUGCAUGACAGAGGAUAAAUCCUCUCUUGCCAUAACAGUGCUUUGUGUUGGAAUCCGCCACUGUAAGGGCUAAUGUGUCCUUGAUCCUACAGAUACAUGAAGCAGUAAUGGAAACUUCCCUCCCGAUUGUUGGUAAUUGCAAGUGCUGUUAGCACUGCACCGUAGAUUGCUGCCUGAAACAGACAAUAAUGCAUUUUUAGAUGAUAUUCUCUGGUCUCUGGCAACCUGCUAUGAUCCACAGCGUUUUGAUAUCUGCUGCUUGUAAUGGCUAAGUAUGCAAAGCAGUGGUAAAGGAAAAGUAACACCAAAAAAUUUAAGUAAUUUAAAUAUAAUGUACUGUUGCCCUGCACUGGUAAAACUGGUGUUUCUGCUUCAGAAAAAUUACUUUAUAUAAAUAACCUGUUGUGUGGCCAUGGAGCUGGAAAUAAAGGACAGGUUACAUAACAGAAAACAGAUGAGCAAAAUGCAAUGGGUUUUGUUCUUACACAGGAAGGUUACCAUAGGUUAAAUGUCGUGGCUCUCUGGAACUAGAAUGAAAACCCCACUCAUGAAAUAGGAUAAUUGCCACAGUUGCCAGUAAAUUGAUUACUAGCAGGUUCUAGAACAACAGAUACAAACUUUAAAGUUUCACUUUUUGGCAUUACUGGUCCUUUAACAUAAACUAUCAGCUUAAGCAAGUAGCUGUGCCCAUGUAUGGGUAGAUUGAUUUCUGCUUUUUGUAAAUUAAGCUUGGAAUUGGCAUUGAAUUUAGUUUGCUUUGGUUUGGUAUGCCUAUUUGGCUUCCAUGGAUCUGUUAGAGGGAUCUAUUUAACUUACAUGGCAGCAUGUUUAUUAUCUAGGGGCUCCAAUGCUGAACACUCCCCCCUUUUAUUUACACUACAUGAAGUACAGCAAUCAGCACCCCAAAUCUGUAAAAACAAUUUAUUUGCAAAGCCCACAGUCAGCAGUGGGUUUGAUUGUAGCAGCAAAUGACUUUGUAUGUGUAGAGAUUGUAGAUAGAUCAUUGUAAAUAGCCCAUUAGAGAGUACAAUUAGGUGUAAGCGUGCCACGGCUUCAGCACUAACUGGUCCCCACAUUUGUAUGUAAAUCCACUGUACAUUUGUUCUGAAAUCAUCUAAACCAGUUUUUUUCUAAGUUUAUGUUCAUAUGAAAAAAAAUUAGGUUGUCGUUAGCUUCUAGACUGAAUGCUGGGAGUUGUGGUUAGGAGAGCCUCAACUUGAUGGGUCCUCACCCGAUCUUCCCAUGUAUUGUGCCAGCUUUACAUUUAAAUGUGCCUUAACAGCAGCUUUUUAUUCUACUACACUUGGGAAAAUGUGCCUUCUUCUAAAUAUAGGGCCAUCUUAAUGGGAGAAUGUGUGUCCAUGGUCUCUCAGGGCCCAUUUGAGGUAUAAGUAAAUAAGAUAUUGUGUAAUAGCCUUUCUACAUCAUGCAGGUGUUUCCCAUUGUCCAAUGAGAGCUACAGUCAGUCGACAUCACUGUGGCCUGUUUUUCUUUUUUGUCUGAUCUGUUUUUUACGAAAGGAUAAAGCAGCCAGGAACCUUGUAGCAACCAGUGAGCUAUCAAUAGUAAAGCAGAUUAGUGGCCAUUUCCACUUGCCCUGUAUACUCCCAGGCUGGCUGGCUCUCUGUUCUACUACAGUUCCCAGCAUUACCAGCAAAUGUAGAACCCACUGUCUGGAUGUAUGUUGUUGUGCUAUAACUCCCAGCAUAACCAGCAACUGUAAAACUGCAUAGUAAAUAUAACCGGUAUGUACUAUUGAUAGGUAACCUGUGGCGGUAGCUGCCGCGCUAGAGUUCUGGGACAGCCAUUGGGAUAUGUUGGGGGCUGCAGCUGGCAACCCUUGCCACAGGCAGGUUAUCGCUAAUGGUCCUGUUUGUUUUGUGUGCUGCCAGUCACACUCACUGCAACUUUCCAAGCCUUUGUACAGUUUGUUUUUUUUGUAUUCUGUUAUUAAACUGUUCUUUCCAGAAA